GCGUGCGCCGCCGACUCACUUGUGCGUGAAGCUCCACUGCCGCCGCUCGCCACUCGCUCUCGCCCACCACGCAAAGCUCUCGCAAAGCCUCCCUUUAUCGCGCCAGUGCUUUUCCGCCCACGGAGCGGACCGGUCGUGCGCGCUUAUCGGACUCGAGCCGCGCACUGAACACGUAAAAUGUUACAAGAGAUUCAACUCGUUCAAGGCCAAACCAACUACGUAGUCGUCUCAUCCGGGUAUCCCUCAGCGACCGUAACUAAAUCAGCAAUGGAGAAAAGAAUGGUACCAAUCGCUCCAGCUCCGGAAAAAAAUUAUGUCACACACGACACACCGCCGAAUCUUCAGUAUCGGAAGAAAGUGCAUUUUAGGACGAAUCCUUACACAGGGCCGCAGGCGGCUUCUAUCGCGCGACGCAACGCCCGCGAACGAAAUCGUGUGAAACAAGUUAAUGACGGCUUUAACGCGCUGCGACGUCACCUGCCCGCCUCCGUGGUCGCCGCGCUGUCAGGUGGCGCCAGGAGAGGCUCCGGAAAAAAACUUAGUAAAGUAGACACAUUGAGAAUGGUAGUCGAAUACAUACGUUACCUUCAACAACUGCUAGACGAGAGUGACGCUGCUCUAGGAAUAACACGGGAUCAGGAAAAUAGAGAGAACAUACCAAGUAGUAAUAGUCAACCAACGACUACGCUGGACAUGGACGACGGAUUUUUCUAUGGCAAUGAUUCACCGUGUUCUGAAAAAGCCGAUUCCCCUGCGCCCUCAGAGUGUUCUUCUGGAGUGUCCUCGGCCUAUUCAGCUGUGGAUCGAUACGAGGUCUCGACGCAGCAACAGCUGGGGCCUAUGGACGAGGACGAACUGCUGGACGUCAUCUCAUGGUGGCAACAAAAAUAGCAUACAUGUAACCGACGUUCGGAAUCAAGUUUGGACGAAUCCCUCCGAAAUAAUGUGCAUUAAUUAAAUUGUACCGCAUUAUUUGUGAAGACGAAAAGACUCUCGAUAUUUCUAGUCAUACCAUAGUGCCUUAAUCUUAAUAGACAUUUAGUAAAUAAGCGUAGAAGAGGUCAGAGUGAGUGAAACCAACUACUGUUUCGAAGUGUCUCUACCUUGCGGACUAUUGCGAACAAG
Papilio machaon (common yellow swallowtail) is the source of this 1125-nucleotide messenger RNA. RefSeq names its product achaete-scute complex protein T3. Gene Ontology annotation, cellular component: RNA polymerase II transcription regulator complex. Gene Ontology annotation, molecular function: protein dimerization activity; RNA polymerase II transcription regulatory region sequence-specific DNA binding; DNA-binding transcription factor activity, RNA polymerase II-specific. The record is from RefSeq and is a predicted model, not a curated record. The transcript has 2 exons. Gene Ontology annotation, biological process: positive regulation of transcription by RNA polymerase II. NCBI's taxonomy places the organism in Eukaryota, Metazoa, Arthropoda, Insecta, Lepidoptera, Papilionidae. The coding region runs from base 178 to 891 and encodes 237 amino acids.